Messenger RNA from Pecten maximus, 4473 nucleotides. RefSeq names its product short transient receptor potential channel 3-like. Gene Ontology annotation, biological process: regulation of cytosolic calcium ion concentration; manganese ion transport; calcium ion transmembrane transport. The transcript is spliced from 15 exons. NCBI's taxonomy places the organism in Eukaryota, Metazoa, Mollusca, Bivalvia, Pectinida, Pectinidae. Gene Ontology annotation, molecular function: inositol 1,4,5 trisphosphate binding; protein binding; store-operated calcium channel activity. The coding region runs from base 1 to 3174 and encodes 1057 amino acids. The record is from RefSeq and is a predicted model, not a curated record. Gene Ontology annotation, cellular component: membrane; cation channel complex.
AUGUCCAGUACGUUUUCCUCUUGUAUUGUAUACAACUCUCCUUCUCACAGGGGUGCGGAUUUCACGACCACAGGCUCCAGUGAACACAAACGUGCCUCGGCCAUGCCAUCGCAGGGAUCACUCUUCAACAACUUCGAGGACGUCCAGUUGACUGACGAAGAGCGCGUGUAUCUGAAUGCUGCCUCUUUGGGAGACGUGGGGAUUGUCCGCGAAACUUUAGAGGAAGAAAAUCAAGACGGAACCCUUAACGCGAACUGUGUUGACUACAUGGGGCGUAACGCACUCCACCUAGCGGUGGACAGUGAGAAAAUUGACGUGAUAGAAAUUCUACUGGACAACCUAUCAUUUAACUGUAUAGAAGAGUCUCUACUUCAUGCAAUCAGUAAAGGUGCGACUAAAAUCGUGAAAGUGAUAUCAGAACAUCCUAACUUCAUGGCAGGAGAGGAUAGGUUUCUUAUAUCAGGAGUGAACGAGGCUUUCUUCAGGACAGAAGAGAAAAGUCAGUUUCCUCCCGAUAUAACACCUAUUAUUCUCGCCAGUCACUAUAACAAUCAUGAAAUCGUGCAGAUGUUCUUGUCUAGAAACCAUAGGAUAGAAAGACCACAUGCAAUUUCUUGCAGAUGUUCAGACUGUAUUUCAAAACAAAAUUAUGAUUCAUUGAAAAGGUCUCGGUCGCGACUAAAUGCCUACCGGGCGCUAGCUAGUCCGGCUUACAUGGCUUUAUCCAGUGCGGACCCCAUCAUGACCACAUUUGAGCUGCGACAGGAAAUGAUGCACCUUGCGGAAGUCGAGAAAGAGUUCAUGGCUGAAUACCUGGGUUUGGUCGAGCAGUGUAUGAACUUCGCUUGUGAGUUGAUGGACAUGUGUCGUGGUACGCAGGAGGUGGAGGCCGUGUUUAGUGAGGGGUCGGGCAGUGGAGAGAAUGUCCGCGUGGACCCUCUCGCCAGACUGAAAAUGGCCAUACGCUACAGGGAAAAAAAGUUUGUUGCUCACCCUAACUGUCAGCAGCACAUGACGACCUUAUGGUACGGGCCCGAGAUGGGAUUCCUACAGUCCCUUCCCUCCUGGAAGCAGCUGGCGUUUGCCACGUGUUUUAUUCCAUGUAUACCUGUGAUGUGUGUAGCGUACGUGAUGGCACCUAACACCAAGGCUGGAUCUGUGAUGCGUUGUCCUGUCACCAAGUUCAUCACCCAUACUACGUCACACAUGUGUUUCCUUGUGCUAUUGGCGGCCGCGACAUUCCGGCUGACGGAGAGCGGUGUGUCAAUCACCUCUACCCGGGAAAUGAACAGCCCGGCGUUCGUACACCUGUCGCACGAGGAGAAGAUACAGAGCCUGAUGAAGGAAACUCUUCGACCAUCCAGUACACUUCUAACACACGUCCAGAUCUGUAUAGUGUUCUGGAUAUUAGGUUUACUGUGGAUAGAGUGUAAACAGAUUUACCAUACUGGUGCACGCUCCUACCUAACCGACUACAUUAACUUUAUGGACUUCAGUGUGCUAUCAAUGUAUCUCGCGUCCUACGUAAUGCGAUUCUUCACAGAAUACAAGGUGUCAAAUGCCGACAGAUAUUUUAACGGAACAAUGCGCGCCACCCAGCUGCUGAAAAACUCAAAUUAUACAUAUUUCAACCUUCUGCUGGAUGAAAUCAAAGAUUCUUCGAACUCGCCGACAAAUUAUUUUAUGGAGGCGUCACGAUUCCAUUGGAAGCCGGACGAUCCCGAAAUAGUGUCUGAUGUCCUAUUUGCUAUUGCGAAUGUGAUCAGUUUUGCCAGAACCACCUACCUCAUGCCAGCCUUCGAAGUGUUAGGACCUUUACAGAUCUCCCUCGGACGUAUGAUAGGCGACAUCACGCGCUUCAUGGUGCUCUUUAUGUUGGUCCUGUUCGCAUUCAUGGUCGGUCUCCAUAAUCUGUACUGGUACUACGGAGCCCAAAGGAUAAAGAUGACUAUGAACGGACAGAUAGUCUACGUACACGCUGCGGAGGCUUUUCAGGGGUUACGACAGACGUUCUACAGUCUGUUCUGGUCGAUGUUUGGGCAGGUCAGCAUCAACGAUAUCAACGUUAAACACCCAGGGCCUGAGGGAAUUUACAGCCCAAAUGAUCCGGAGUCGUUGAUGAAGAGUAGCACCUCGAUAGUUGAGGGAGUCGGGCUCACGCUUUUCGGAAUCUAUCACGUCGUCAUAAUUAUCGUCCUCAUCAACAUGCUGAUCGCCAUGAUGAGCCAUUCGUUCGAGGAUAUACAAACUGACUGUGAUGUAGAAUGGAAGUUUGCCCGAACUAAGUUAUGGCUGAACUACAUGGAUGAGGGCAGUACUUUACCUGUGCCAUUUAACAUGAUCCCUUCCAUUAAGUCUUUCUGCUAUUUGUGGAAGUUCUGCAGAGACCUGUUUGCUAUGGCUGAUAGUAAUUGGUCGGUUUACCAGAAAGCUCGAAAACAGACGUUUAUCAAGAAGAGACGCGAAAAUAUAUGCAAGUCAUUGGAACUGAAAACUGACAAUACCUCAUACUCUGAAAUGAUACAACGGCUGGUCAAGAGAUAUCUGUUUAAACUUGAGAGAGCAAAAGAUGAGAAGGAAAACUAUGGCGGACCAAACAUACGGUCAGAGGAAGUGGAGAUUGCCGAUAUGAAUGAUACACCACCUCCAGUACCGAACGCCCCAAACCGAAUCCAGUAUGCCACUCCGCCAACCAUACACGAAGACGAGGAGGAGGGGGUCCAUAUGAACAGCAAAAGUACGUAUUUCAAUCCCUCCAGAGGACCACCUCCGCGGCGGAAAGGCGUUAACCGGCGGGUAUCAAAUCCCGCAGCACCUGCCCCAACAACCUUGGUCAUCCCACAACUGGAUGCUAUCCAACGCUCGCAGAAACUGCUUGAUGUACGCUUACAACACCUUCAAACGAACAGCAAGAUGAAUACUAAAAUCAUUGACGAUAUAGAGUUUUUGAGGAGAGUAAUGAAUGAAAACCAGAAAGCGUUGUGCAAUAUUAUUCAAGCUUUAGGAAGUAUGCAAUGUGAAAUUGUGAACCUUGUAAAAUGUUUUGCGCCAGUUCCAACACAGACUCAAAACAACGUACCUAACACUCAUUCUCAGCAGAACUCCAUCCAUAGAUUUGGCAGUGGAAAGAAACGUCCAAGUCACGUGACUGAUGAUGACGAGAGUGAAGUGUGACUGGUGUGACGGGUUUAGUAUCUAUUCAGGUUUAAUACAGGGAGACAGCGAGACCAGGGUGUCGACUGUCGUUUUCCUUCUAUUGUAUGUGAUAAGUUGUUCAUGCACAUUACUUUCCAAAGUAUCUCACUUUAUUAUUGCCUCCCCUUUUUAGAUAUAUAAUAGAACCUGCCUCGAUAUUUAAGGGAAAAAACAGAUGAAAUAUACAGCUACUACGCGUAAUACGUAAAUCAUGGAACAUGUACAUGUAUACACUAAGAACGGGGAAUAACUACGUGUAAUACGUUAAUCAUGGAACAUGUAUACACUUAGGACGGGGAAUAACUACGUGUAAUAUAUAAAUCAUUAUAUACACCCAGGACGUGGGAUAACUACGUGUAAUAUAUAAAUCAUUAUAUAGACACCUAGGACAGGGAAUAACUACGUGUAAUAUAUAAAUAAUUAUAUACACCUAGGACGUGGGAUAACUACGUGUAAUAUAUAAAUCAUUAUAUAGACACCUAGGACAGGGAAUAACUACGUGUAAUAUAUAAAUCAUUAUAUACACCAAGGACGGGGAAUAACUACGUGUAAUAUAUAAAUCAUUAUAUACACCAAGGACGGGGAAUAACUACGUGUAAUAUGUAAAUCAUUAUAUACACUUAGGACGGGGAAUAACUACGUGUAAUAUGUAAAUCAUUAUAUACACUUAGGACGGGGAAUAACUACGUGUAAUACGUAAAUCAUUAUAUACACUUAGGACGGGGAAUAACUACGUGUAAUAUGUAAAUCAAUAUAUACACAUAGGACGGGGAAUAACUACGUGUAAUAUAUAAAUCAUUGUAUACACCUAGGACGAGGAAUAACUACGUGUAAUACGUUAAUUAUGGAACAUGUAUACACUUAGGACGGGGAAUAACUACGUGUAAUAUAUAAAUCAUUAUAUAGACACCAAGGACGGGGAAUAACUACGUGUAAUAUAUAAAUCAUUAUAUACACCAAGGACGGGGAAUAACUACGUGUAAUAUAUAAAUCAUUAUAUAGACACCUAGGACGGGGAAUAACUACGUGUAAUAUAUAAAUCAUUAUAUAGACACCAAGGACGGGGAAUAACUACGUGUAAUAUAUAAAUCAUUAUAUACACCAAGGACGGGGAAUAACUACGUGUAAUAUAUAAAUCAUUAUAUACACCAAGGACGGGGAAUAACUACGUGUAAUAUGUAAAUCAUUAUAUACACCUAGGACGGGGAAUAACUACGUGUAAUAUAUAAAUCAUUAUAUACACCAAGGACGGGGAAUAACUACGUGUAAUAUAUAAAU